Molecule: messenger RNA, 960 nt
Organism: Symbiodinium pilosum
Lineage: Eukaryota; Dinophyceae; Suessiales; Symbiodiniaceae
Source: the annotation of a GenBank genome assembly
AUGUUGGCACUCCGGCUGUUGACCGUGGCCCUUAUCGUUCGCAGUUCUCAUGCCGCACAUGGCCUGGACAACAACUGGACGGUUAAGGUGACCGGCAUGGUGGAUGCCAACAUGUGCGUCAGGAUCACCUCCGUUGACUCCAUUGAGGACAUGGGCACCAACAUAGCGACCGGCGCCACCUCCCAAUGUGUUCCUGGCACGGACACCUGCGAAGAUGGCUACAGCUGCGAUGCGGCUCGUGCAAGGAAGCCAGGUUUGUUUGCAGGCUGCACCUUUGAUAGCAGCACAGCAUCCGAAUCUUCGGUGACCGGAGUGAUCAUGGACGGCACGUGCUACGACAACUUCAUCGUCAAGCAGCUGGCUAUCAAUGGAAACCCAAAGACUGCUGGCUUGGCGCCGGACCUGGUGCAUGUGCGCAGUGAGGCUCACUUGCACACCAGGGCCUGCCUUGUUGUGAACUACUGCUCUGGAACAGGUUUCUACCUCUUGCAGAGCGCGGGAGAGGACAUGGGCACCAACAUAGCGACCGGCGCCACCUCCCGAUGUGUUCCUGGCACGGACACCUGCGAAGAUGGCUACAGCUGCGAUGCGGCUCGGGCGAGGAAGCCAGGCUCAUUUUCAGGCUGCACCUUUGACAGCAGCACGGCAUCCGAAUCUUCGGUGACCGGAGUUCUCAUGGACGGCACGUGCUACAACAACUUCAUCGUCAAGCAGCUGGUCGUGAAUGGAAACCCAAAGACUCCUGGCUUGGCGCCGGACCUGGUGCAUGUGCGCAGUGAGGCUCACUUGCACACCAGGGCGUGCCUUGUUGUGAACUACUGCUCCGCAUCAGGCCUGGGAUGCAAAUUGGAAAGCAGGGACCCCUUAGAUUUUAGGAUUCGUGUAUGUCUGUUUUGGCGGGGCGUUCCAGGGGAAUGCUUUGAGAUAACUCGGAGGCUACCUGGGAAGUUGGAUGAUUGA